AUGGCAGCUGUUGUUGAGAAUGUUGUCAAACUGAUGGGGGAGCAGUACUACAGAGACGCCAUGGAGCAAUGUCACAACUACAACGCCAGGCUGUGCGCUGAGAGGAGCGUCCGGAUGCCGUUCCUCGACUCUCAGACCGGCGUGGCGCAGAGCAACUGCUACAUCUGGAUGGAGAAGAGACACCGAGGACCAGGCGUGGCUCCGGGGCAGCUCUACACCUACCCGUCCAGGAGGUGGAGGAAGAAACGUCGAUCUCAUCCUCCAGAGGAUCCCCGGCUUAUCUUACCAUCCGUCAAGUCAGAGGUGGAUGUAGGACUGAAGAAGGACGCUCUGCUGUCAGCGGACGGCAGCAGCCUGGAGGCGCUGCUGAAGGGCGAGUCCGUGGAGAAACGAGCGACCUCCGAGCUGCGAGGGUCCGAGGAGGACUCGAACCAGUCUGACUACACCGGAGGCCUGAACCCCUCGGCGCGCAUCAGAAAGAAAGUCCUGGAGCCAGAUGACUUCCUGGAUGACCUGGAGGAUGAAGACUAUGAGGAAGACACGCCUAAAAGAAGAGGCAAAGGGAAGGGGAAGGGUCGAGGAGUGGGGGGGAGCAGGAAGAAGCUGGACACGGCGGCGCUGGAGGACCGGGACAAACCAUUCGCCUGUGACAACACUAUCAAACAAAAGCAUAUUUCAAAACCUUCUGAAAGAGUCUGUGGGAAGCGCUACAAGAACCGUCCCGGCCUGAGCUACCACUACGCCCACUCCCACCUGGCCGAGGAGGAGGGUGAGGAAGAGAAGGAGGAGAUGGAGAUCAGUGAGCCCACUCAGCUGCUGCCCAAUGAUCCCAAAACUGCCAAGAAAGGUCCAGAUGGUAUUGCAUUGCCUAAUAAAUACUGUGAUUUCUGCCUGGGAGACUCCAAAACCAACCACAAGACCGGCCAAUCAGAGGAGCUGGUUUCCUGCUCCGACUGCGGACGCUCAGGCCACCCGUCCUGCCUGCAGUUCACCCCCGUCAUGAUGGCCGCUGUGAAGACGUACCGCUGGCAGUGCAUCGAGUGCAAGUGCUGCAACGUGUGCGGCACCUCGGAGAACGACGAUCAGCUUCUGUUCUGUGAUGACUGUGACAGAGGUUACCACAUGUACUGCAUCAACCCCCCCAUGGCUGAACCUCCAGAGGGGAGCUGGAGCUGUCAUCUGUGUCUGGACCUUCUGAAAGACAAGGCGUCCAUAUACCAGAACGUGUGAUGCCCCCCCCCCCCCCCGCGCAGCAGAACGCUUCGCCUUUCAACAUCGAUGAGAAACUCCUCUGCCCAGCUGAGCUCGGAGGGAGAGUUCAGAACAGACAAUACGUUGUGAAAGGGGAAGUAUCCCAAACAAACUGCCCUCCCUUAGCUUCAGAUAUGACUGUUACACAGUUCCAAGCUCAGAUUAAUCCCCCACGGUUUUUAUUUUCACCUCUUUGCCACAUAGCCAAUUUGAGCAGUACUGAAUCUCAGCAGAAAACACAUAAAUCUGUUUUUGUACACAUUCACCCACACACAGUUGCUAAUAUAGAGCUUGUUGGAAUCAAGUAGCAUGCCAGUGCUUGGUCAUCGUAACGCAGAAGAUUUUAUAAUAUUUAUAUAUUUCUAUGGUAUAUAAUAGUGUUAAGUAUGUACUAAUUGGAGAGAAAAAAGAAUGGUUAUGUAAUGGUCUUUUUAUUCGUGCCCAUUUCAUCAUUAUGGAAAUAUCCAUGUUUUUUAUGGCACUGCUGAUAUUUGGUGGUUCUCUCGAUGGAGUCAAAGGGAUCGGCUGUAAAUGAUUUUCCGUCUCCUGCCACACAGAAACAAAUCAGGAAGUAUAAACACAAACCCUGACAUGUCAAAGUGUCUCCAAAGGCUGAGGGUCUCCAGGGACGUUAGAGGAUGCAUGAGGACAUUUAGCAUGUUUUAUUCAGGCUUUGGGGCCUUUUUGACAAAACUGUAGGCUUUCCCUCUCGUCCUCUGAUAUUUGAAUUAUUACUCCGGUCAAAUCAACAAUCCUUCUUGCGUUAUCAGCCAGAUAAAGGGAUUUAGAAAAAGCCUUUGUCGCUGUGUUUUAGCAGUUUGCUCGCCACGCACCAUAUCUGUUGAUGCUGUGACGCCACUAGAUUAUUUCAUUGUAAUUGAAGACUUGUAGAUGGCUGGAAAUGUUAAAGCAAUAUAAAAGCUCCUGUAGGAUGCUGGGAUGAAUGGCAGAGUCGGGUUAUGUGAUACUUCUUUCUCAGUAAAAUGCUACAAAUAUGGAAGGCUCUAUAUUGUAAAAAAUUUGAUUAUAAUUUCUAUAGAAGUUUGGAGAAUUGGCUCCAUUUGUUACUGCUUCCAUAGUUUUAUUAUGCAAUGGUCUGCUUACUUUACCUCAAACAGAAACAGUAUUUAAAGGGGGGAAACAUGCUGUUGAGAUGGGUCAAAGGCAGAGGGAUGUGUCUGCUUCUAUAACUGCGUAUUCUACAGGUAAACAAGGGCAUGCUCAGUAUCGUCUGCACUUCAUAUUCUGCAUAGCGUUAGCUCUGCAAAGGUGUUGGUGAGCGGUGUAAUAUAAACUAACCACGCUAUCAUGUUGUUUCAAUAGCCAACUAACAAUACUUAAAACAUUACAUGCAUAUAUCUUGGUUUAUUUUUACUUAUUUAGAGACAGUGGCUACUAGAAUAUUUGGCUGGUUGUUUUUGUAUUAAUGGAUCAUAUUUGAGUACCUGAUGGGGAUAUGUUGGGAAGUGGAAUUUGCUCUCUAGUUAUUCCUGUGAUCCUCAGCUCUCUUCCAAAACUCGAAACAAGAAGCGAAACCUGUAAUGUGAUUUAAGAGACUAAUUGUGGAGCUGCGCCUUCAACAGAAAGAAUUAUGAUUUUGGGGGUUUUCCCUUUUCCUGUGGUGUGUUAAACUGAAAGGCUAAAAUCACUUUGAUCCCUCCAGAUCCCUCCAGACCUACAGACGGUGACCUUUUCGAACAUUAAAGCUUGUAAACAUGUCACAGUAGAGGAACAACAUACAAAUAUGCACCUGAAAAUGUGCAUAAUAGAGCCCUUGAAGAAAUGAUGGACACUGUUAGUAUCCACCUUCUAGGUUGCACUCGGAGGAAAAGCCCUAAACAAGUCAUUUGUAAAAAGAUUAUGGUUUCAAGUCUUGGAAGAUAAUUGUUUAUGUUUUAAGGAUCACAGGUUUACAUGGCAGGUGAAUUCUCUAUUUGAUGGACUUUCAUUUGGAUUGUGGUAGAAUGUUUUAUUGUACGAUAUUUGUUUUCAGGAAAUAAAAAACUAGGCACUAUAACCUG
Molecule: messenger RNA, 3272 nt
Organism: Trematomus bernacchii (emerald rockcod)
Lineage: Eukaryota; Metazoa; Chordata; Actinopteri; Perciformes; Nototheniidae
Gene: dpf2
Product: D4, zinc and double PHD fingers family 2
Exons: 12
Coding region: 1-1230 (409 amino acids)
Biological process (GO): nervous system development
Cellular component (GO): nBAF complex
Source: RefSeq, a predicted model, not a curated record